Acanthochromis polyacanthus (spiny chromis) is the source of this 2343-nucleotide messenger RNA. Its product is annotated as nuclear factor 7, brain-like. The record is from RefSeq and is a predicted model, not a curated record. NCBI's taxonomy places the organism in Eukaryota, Metazoa, Chordata, Actinopteri, Pomacentridae. Gene Ontology annotation, molecular function: zinc ion binding. The transcript is spliced from 4 exons. The coding region runs from base 579 to 1529 and encodes 316 amino acids.
CACUUCAGUGCCGUCCUUUGUUUUUCUUUCAAGUUGAAUUUUAGCUUCAAAUCUUUAAGGGCUGUGGCCAAAGCCGAGUCGAAAGAUAACUGUUUAUUGUGCGCCGGUUGUUUCUGUCAGAAUCAUCGCGCCUCUGUCGUCACUUCGUUACGCCCGCCUUCUGACUCUACACUUCAUGGUGAUUGGUCCGGCCAGUUUUAGGAGAAUCCAGCCUCGAGCCUUAUGGAGGAUAACUAGACCCACCCUGGCAGAGAAUUAAAUUCGUUGCCGUGGGUUGUCUAGUGCGGCUAGGCUACCAUUAUUGCUGAUUUACCCAGAAAUUGACUGAAUCCCAGCAGCAGUUUCAGCUUCUGACCACUAGAGGGAAAUAUUACAAUAAAACUUCGAGUCAGAAUGACUAAAGAUUUUUUUUUUAAUCCAUUCAAUGAUUGACAGAAACGGUAUUUUUUCCAGUGUGUAGAGGUGAUUUUUCAAUCUAAAAUGUUAUUUAGGCUCAUUAUCUGGCCCAGUGGCUUUACUGUGGCUCCUGUACUGAGUAAUCUAAGGGGAGUGGCAUUUCAAGGAAAGUACAAACUGAGAUGUGUCUGUGUGCCUGGCAGAGAGAGAUAGGAGUGAGAGAUGGCGUCGGUUUAUGCUACGAAGACCUGACCUGCUCUGUUUGUCUGAGCAUCUUCACGGAUCCAGUGACUCUGCCUUGUGGACACUCUUUCUGCAGACAGUGUGUCACAGAAGUCCACAGCUGUCCCCAGUGUCGGGCAGCUCUUUCAACAGAAGCCAAGUGUCUCCUGACCAGUGUCAUUCUGAAAAGCCUGGUCGAGAAGGCCAAAGAAGCAGAGAAGAUGAAGGAAGAGGAUAGAAGUGGGAAAGCAGAGGUUCCUGACUUGUGCCCCGAACAUGGAGAAAAGCUGAAGUUGUUCUGUGUCACAGAGCAGCAGUUAGCUUGCAUCAUAUGCAGAGAUGGGGAGAGGCAUGAAGGACACAAGUUUAAGCCUAUCAAAGAAGCAGCUGCAUCACUGAGGAAGGAGUUGGAGAUGUUUGUACAACGUAUGUCAAAUAAUAUCCAUGCUAUAGAAAGCCUGGCCAACACACAGAGGAAAGAAAUAACAAAAACCAAAAAGACGUCUGAGCAGCUGAAGACCCAAAUCAGAAGACAGUUUGAGGAGAUGCACCAGUUCCUGAGAAGGAGAGAAGAUGAGAUAAAGACCGAGCUGAAACACAAGGAGGAAGACAGUAUAGAGAAGAUGAGCUUAAAGAAACGGCUUUAUCUGAGAGGAAAGAGACGGAGGUCAAAGCAACCUGUAUUCGGGAGAUCUCAGACUCAGAAAUUUCUAGAGAGCUGGAGUGAAGGCAAGAGUAUGAUGACCACAGAAGAGCCCUUUCAGCCGCAGACUGAGACCACUGAGGUGAAGCACAGAACAUCACAGGAGCCGGCUACAAACUUCCUCCACUUCACUGAAAUUGUAGACAGACAUUUUCACUGCAGGGUUCACAGAAAUGCUGGCAACACUUUAAAAGAGUUCAUUCACUAACACUAGUGCUCCUUAAUUAAGGUGACAACUACUUCCAUUAGUAAAUUGUUUAAAAAAAAAACAUUUUAGGACAUUGUAUAAAUUUAAAAAUCUACAUCUUUUACCCUCACCUUUGAUGGUAAGCCGGACCACAGACCUGUUCAGCCUCCUGUAAGGACACAUUUUCCUGAACAGACAGACCGUACAUGAUUUCUAAACAGCAUAAACCAGUUCACAGCAGAACAAGCCAUGUUAGACAGGUGCAUACACAAGUAGUGUCAUGAAAGGUGCUAUUUAUUUAGAAACAGAAACAAUUAUUCUCUGGAACUCGAGUAUUCUUUUAAAACACAGAAACAAAAUGUUAUGUCCAUUCAUAAUAUUAUGAACAAAGGACUUCAGUGAAUCUUUUGACUCAGUCUGCAAUGAUGAGAAAACAGGAACAUUUUCAAAGUACCACUAAAUGCUGCUCAGCUCCCUUUGACUGGACAAUGAAGUCCAGCAGUCAGUGACAGUCUGCAUGUGGAGUGGAACUUCCCGAGUGACGGCUCUUUGUCUUGGCCAUCUGUAAACUGGUUUAAGGGUUCCCUGGAGCAAACAUCUGGCUUCAUCAGUCCAAAAAACAAACCUCUGGUCAUGUCUUUCAAACAACACUCAUCUAAGAUACUGAAUGGGAAAAAGCUAAUGCACUGGUGAACAACUGACAUGCAUAAAAGACUGCCAUCCACAGUCUGAUGAACUUAAUGUAGUUACCAGAUGUUCUGCAGGCUUGGUACUGAUAGUGUGUUGUCAGUUUGUAGAAGUGGAAGUGAACCCCUAACUUGCCACUAAAAUGAAU